Nyctereutes procyonoides (raccoon dog) is the source of this 1173-nucleotide messenger RNA. It is a transcript of the gene ACY3, whose product is annotated as aminoacylase 3. The record is from RefSeq and is a predicted model, not a curated record. Lineage: Eukaryota; Metazoa; Chordata; Mammalia; Carnivora; Canidae. Gene Ontology annotation, molecular function: aminoacylase activity; hydrolase activity, acting on ester bonds.
AUGCACAUUCUGGACAUGUUUGUCAUCUUCCCAGGUGUGACCCAGCACAGGCUGCUAGCCCUGGGGGAGCUCAAGAGACUUGGCUUCUCCACCGGGCCUGUGCUGGCGAACCCGGUGGCCACUGCCUGCCUCUGAUACAUGGGCCGUGACCUCAGCUGUACCUUCACCAGCACCUUCCUCACUGCCAGGGCCAACCCAGAUGACCCAUACAAGGUGACAAGGGCCUGAGAGCCGAGCCAGCUACUGGGGCCCAAGGCCUCAGGCAGGGCGAUCAACUUUGCCCUUGAUCCACACACCACUGCGGCCAGCAUGGGCACCUGUCUCAUCACAGAAGCUGUCCACAAGGUCUCUGCCAUGCACCUGUGCCACUACCUUCUGGUGGCCCUGCCCCCUCAGAGGACAAAUGGCAGGACCCCUGCCCAGUCUUUCUGUACCAGCUGCCAGGGGAGAAGAGUUACACCCAAGGAAGUAAUGGGUGGGCUGGGACCUCAGGAUAACUGGUCCCCAGCCCUGGAGCUGGGACCCCAGCCUCAGGGCCUGCUGCAGGCAGACAUGAAGACCCUGGUCGCCUAAGUCCUGGAAUUUAUUGAGCUCUUCAAUCAGGUCUUGGGCACAAGCAUGGCCUUUCCUGCUUUUGAGAUGGAAGCAAACAGAACCGUGGGCAGCGUGGACUUCGCACGCACCGAGUCUGGAGACCUGGCAGGCACUGCGCAUCCUCAGCUGCCGGGGUCUGCCCAAGACUCCCAGCCGCUGCUGCCCGGGAUGCCCAUCUUCCAGAUGUUCAGUGAUGAAGAUGUGCUCUCUGAGGGGGAGUCCACUGUGUACCCCGUGUUCAUCAAUGAGGCCGCCUACUAUGAGAACGGCAUGGCUGUCAUCCAGAUUGAGAAGCUCCCACUCUGUGCCUGCCCUGCCGAGACCCGGUGCCUGGCUCCGGUGGAGAAGUGGGACCUGAGUGAUCGCUCGGAGGGAAGGACAGUCCUGCAGAACGGAGCUGUGCCGCUGAUUGGGCCGGGACACCAGGAGGGGCUGACCAUCCUCCCAGCGGGCAGGGCCCCCUUGGGUGGCAGCGGCAGCCGGCCCUCCUCCGGGAACCAACGUCCAGGCUGUCCCCAUGGCAGGAUCCUGGAGCUGGCGCUAGCUACGUGGAUGGUGGAUCUGCAACAGGGCAGCUGA